AUGACUGAAAACCGUCGCACGUCAGCCGUCUCGUCGCCCAAGAUACCACCGGCGCCGCCAUUGCCACUGCCCAAGCAAAAGUCGCGCUCGUACUUUGAACGCUUCGUUGCGCAGCCCUUGACCACUGCCUAUGGAUCCCGCCCACCCAGUGUGCAUGCCCAUGGCCCAGAUGGCGGCCCUCCGAACCCUCUAGUGCCGAAGCUUGCCGGCAUCCGCACAGGCUAUUCCCAAGAUGCAAGCCACAAGACAGGCCUCGACAUCUCUGCCCUCGACAUCAACCGUGAACGUACCCAUGCCGUUCUCGCCGGCAAGGAAAUUCUAAAAACUGUUCGCGUGCAAGAUGCCAAGAUCGUCGACGAGACCAACCUGCGUGCUGCUGUCCUCCACUAUGCCGACUCGCAUGCCCGCCAGCGCGAGGGCUUGGGCAUACACGACGUAAAAUGGUCCCACGGCCAGUUCAGCUCGCAUAUCGCAACUGCCGCUGCCAAUGGCAAAGUCAUACUGUACGACCUGAACCGCGCAAGCGUCGAGCUCACCAGACUGCACGAGCAUACGCGUCAGGUACACAAGCUGGCUUUCAACCCUCAUCAGGGCCAUCUGCUGCUGUCUGCGAGCCACGACAACACCGUUCGCCUGUGGGACCUACGCGACAUGCGCAGAGACGUCACCGUCUGUCGCAGUCGAGACCACUAUGCUGGCAUGAACGGUGGCAUUCGUGAUGUUCAGUGGUCACCUACUGACGCUGUAGAAUUCGCUUUCGGUACUGAUAACGGAACCAUCCAGCGAUGGGAUUUCCGCCAUAACAAGGGUCCUAAGCAGAAAAUUACGGCUCACGACCAGCGCAUCUGCACUUCCAUCGACUGGCAUCCAGACGGCAAGCAUCUAAUCAGUGCUGGCGUCGAUCGAACGGUCAAGGUCUGGGACUUCUCCAUCACUGGCCGCCGCCAGAAAGCUGCUUACGUCCUGCACACACCGUUCCCAGUCUACCAAGCGCGCUGGAGACCACCGUACUGGUCCGAUGAGUACCACGAAAAGGGCGUUUACCAGUGCACACAGCUCGCCACGUCUUAUGAUCGCGAACACUCCGUCAUCCAUGUGUGGGACUUCCGUCGACCGUUCCUGCCAUUUCGGGAGAUUAAUAAGUUUCCUAGUGCUCCCUCCGAUAUGCUUUGGCACUCGCGUGACACCCUGUGGACUGUGGGGAAGGAGGGCAUUUUCCAGCAAAACGACGUCCAUCACGCCCCAAAGACCGUAGAUCGGCGCAACCUGCAGGCUCUUGCAGUAUCGCCAAGUGGAGAAGUCGCCGCUGUUGCCCAGAAGAGGUCUCGGCAGCCGUCUUCUACAGGCUUGGCAUAUCCCGACGAUACGUACCUUGGUGAUCCACGUGCAAGACGCCGCCAUAGCCCUGAGAAAGGGAGUCUUAGAAGCUCAGCGGACGAUAGCCUAGAUGACAGCUUCCUGAUGUCGUCAAUGAAGCGGCAUCAUGGUCGCACCGCCAGUAACAGGUCAACCAAAUCGUUUAGCAGUACCCCGCCCUCUGACAUUGCACCCAAAGUCAUGUUUCUCAGUGAUUCUAUGGUCGCCUAUAGCGAGUCAUUCAGACCGAAUCAGGUCGCAAUACGAGGCAUAUUGCCAGGCGUGGCCAACCCUCAGAUCUUCGAGUAUCUCGCACAGAAGUAUAAGACCAUACCUCUUUCCGAUCCACCUGACUUGGAUUCCUUCCUCCGGCUGGAGAGGAUCUUUGAGCAGAACGCCGAGUACGCACAGCGGGCAGCCUUCUAUAGGCUCGCGCAGGCAUGGCGACUCGUUGGUACGUCCAUUGCUGUGGCGACACGACGACGUGCCGAGUCACACAGACAGCGAAGAAGGCUACAAUCGCAGAACACAGCGCUCCGACCGUCUGAGAAGAUGCACCAAAUCUCCUCUGAGCACAUGGAGCCACACGAAAAGCGCUUGACGAUCCCCCCAAAUCCUGCACCGGCAUCACCGUCCCGAUCGCCAUCGAUGCGAGAGAGCACGUCCAAUCUCGCAACCCCUCUUGCUCGUCCAGUUAUGAACCAAGCUGUCAACAACACUCAUAGACCAGACUUGCUCGAUAUUGAUCAGGAGGACAUUGAUCAGCUUCCGCCCGCUGUUACUGGACCACCUGUCGACGCGAACAAAACACUCGCACCGUCGCAAAGAACGUUCAGUGGACCACAAUGGUACCACUCGGGAGACGACAUUGACGAACGCCGUGCUUUGGUCGGCAGCUACCGCGCAUCGCCCCGAAUCCCAUUGAGUCUCGCGCCGAACAGCGCACAUGGCGCUAACAUGAACGUGCCUCCCCCACUAGAGCGACAUGAUUCUGGUGAAAGCUUUACCAUGUUCUCUGCGUCCUCGGAUUCUCAGAGGGGCAAUUCCAUGCCAAGCUCCUUCGCUAGUACCAAUUCACAAGUAGGCCAAGAGCAGUCCUUGUCAGAUGACUGGCAAGCUGUGCAGGAACACUCCAGCUUUGGAAAGCCAAGGAACACUGGAGAUCGAGAGUUAGGCAAGAGUAUCUCGAUUUCUCCAACAACAGUGCCUAUUGGCAAAAGUAUCGCUCAUGCAAACCAGACAUAUCCACCAAGUUCGGCGGAUGGGUUUGACAGUGGAGAAAGAGCUGUUCGCGAUAUGGAACAUCUGCGACGAAAUAACCAACUGCUCCGUCACGACAGUUCUGAUUCCGAAGCGCUCACGAGUAUCUCCUCGUCAUCGUUCGAAUUCAACGCUGAAAUGGAGGCAAGCGGAACCAUUGUGCCUGAUGUAUUCGAGGACUUGAGAUCGCCGUAUGUCCCUAAGCCACCCGCUCCAUUACCACAUGUGUCUGGGGGUGCGCCUCCGAUUCUCGACCCAGCAGCCGAGGAAGGAUUACUGGUGUCUGACUUUCAGGCUGUGCACGUUGAUGCCGAAGUCGGUUUCCCCUAUUCCGUCAUUGGACUGCUGAAUCAUCUUCUCGAUUACCAUACGGAUGCUUCGGAUGCACAGUUCAGUUCGAUUCUCCUUUUGCUUCUAGCCCCAUUGUUACCACAAACUCACGGCCCCACUGAUACUCCAGAUGUUCAUGUGGGAGACGUCUUGAACGCCUUCAGUGAUACCUUUGUCUCCUUAGGUCUAACUCAAGCACAAGCAAAAGCCAUACUCUCGACGCAAUUGAGCCAACUGAUAGCUACUGGUAUCAAUCCCUACCAAGCAGAGUCCAUCCUCCACACCUACCAUGCGCAGCUACAAUCCUUGUCGCUAUUCAAUUCCGCCGCUACCCUCCGUCGAUUAGCGUAUCCGACAUAUCCUGCCGUCUACGAGCAAGCGCUGAAAGAAACACAAGUUGGCCUACUGUGCCUAAGCUGCAAGUCACCGAUCAACAACCCUAGAGACAAGAUGCGAUGCGAAUCAUGCAAGCGAAUGCAGGCACCCUGCCCGGUUUGCUGGGCCAAAUACCCGGCUUUCGAAUCGAUCACUGCAAAGAAGAAAUCGAAGGCGAAGUCGCGCUCGGCCUUCAAGGAUAAAGGACAUAAAAGACAACGAUCGUCCCUCAUGUCGCAUCCAGACCAUGAUGACGAUCAGGUCGCGGAUGGUCCCUCGCCGACCACUACCGCCAAUUGGUCGCCGCCUGCAGCUACACUCUGGACGUGGUGCCCACUUUGUGGACAUGGAGGGCAUUCAAAUUGUCUAUCAACAUGGUUUGCUGACCCGGUACUAUCAGACGGUGCCUGUCCGACCGAGGGCUGUCUUUGCGACUGUGUCCAAGGCAAACGCCGCGACACAAAGAUUCAGGAAAUGCUACUCAAGAAAGCAGAGAAGGACCGAUCGAAGAUCGUGCGCAAAGGUGACGAUUGGAAGGUGGGGGAGAGUAAAGCCGUGUCCGCGGUUCGGAAUGCUGCUCUUGAUACUAUUCCAGAUCAACAGCAGCCGAAUUCUGGGACCACAACACCGACUCGUCGAUGA
Alternaria alternata is the source of this 3963-nucleotide messenger RNA. RefSeq lists its product as hypothetical. The record is from RefSeq and is a predicted model, not a curated record. Gene Ontology annotation, molecular function: protein binding. Gene Ontology annotation, biological process: positive regulation of TOR signaling. The coding region runs from base 1 to 3963 and encodes 1320 amino acids. NCBI's taxonomy places the organism in Eukaryota, Fungi, Ascomycota, Dothideomycetes, Pleosporales, Pleosporaceae. The transcript is spliced from 3 exons.